AUGACGAUUACUCAUCCUGGUCUUGCCUAUGUUGUUCAUGUGGUUAGCCAAUUUGUCUCUGCUCCUUGCUCCACACAUUGGGUUGCCUUGAUUCAGAUUCUUCGCUAUCUCCGAGGUACUAUAUUUCAAGGUUUACUGUUGUCCUCUACUUCCUCUCUGGAUUUGGUGGCCUAUGCUAAUUCUAAUUGGGCCGGUGAUAUUACUGAUUGCAAGUCCACGUCUAGUUUCUGUAUGUUUCUUGGCAAUUCCUUAAUCUCUUGGAAAAGCAAGAAACAAAUUGUUGUUACUCGCUCUACUGCCGAAGUUGAGUAUCAUGCUAUGGCUCAUGCUACUGCUGAAGUUGAUCAUCGACAAGGACGAGUUAACAGCCAAAUCACUGUGAGCAGGGGGAUGUCCAGUCGUAGCCCUAGUGAUUCUGUGAGAGAUGUCAAGUUUCAUGGAGUUACCCCAAGAUGCCUCACAUAUGAAGCUUUUGAUCUUUGA
This is a messenger RNA of Camellia sinensis, 483 nucleotides long. The record is from RefSeq and is a predicted model, not a curated record. Lineage: Eukaryota; Viridiplantae; Streptophyta; Magnoliopsida; Ericales; Theaceae.